AUGGAUUAGAAAGAUUAAUUAAAAGAUCAUGAACAGAUCAACAGGGUUGACAUGGCUAAUUAGAGAAUAUAGGAGGAAUUCAAGGGAAUGUUAUAACUAAUUUAAUAAGAUUACACUUAAAGAUUAGAUACUAGAGUAACCGAAGUCAUCAAUAGAAUUGUUAUGGAGCAUGAGCAGAGAGUCAAAACAAUGGAAGAGAUGAAAUAAGCAUGGAGUUUGAAGGAUUAGAUUAAUAUGGAGAGAUUGUAAUAUGAGAGGGAGGAAGUUAUAUAAAAAUUGGGAUCAUUAGAACAAUUUCAACGGAUUGAUUCAUAAAAGAAGGAUGAAGCUAUUCGUUCAUUGUAAACUAUAAUUGAGACAUAAGUGAAUUAAAUUCUAGUAAAUAUUUAAAAUGAAGAAGCCCAAAGAUACUCACAUGAAGUUUAAUUAAGAGGCGAUUUAUUAAAAAUAUAAGAGAAUAUCAAAUCGGAGAAUGAAUUAUUCAAAACACAUUAAGCUAAUAUUACUGAGAAGAUUACAGAUAUGAUAAGAAUUGAAGUGCAAACAAGAUUGUCAACUGAUACUGAAUUGAAGAAUCUUACAUCUGCCAUAGCUACUGAUAUCGUUUCCGAUUUGAAUAGUUUAAAAGAUUAGAUAGAAAUGGCUAACAGGGCAUUGCAAACAUAAGUUAAAUAAUUAGAGAAAGAUUAAGCAGAAAAAGCAGAAAGACUAUCGUUGUACAUUGAUGAUGAAAUAAAUAAAGCAAUUAAGACAUCUGCUUAGAAGUAUGAAAAAGUGAAGGUGAUAUUUUCCAAAUUCGGGGAAUCCUUUAAAUAACAUAUAACAGCCUUUGAAGGGUUGAAAUAGGAUCUGAAUUCUCGGUAGACCAUCAUUGAAUAAAAUAUUGAUAUGAUUAGGUAGGACUUUUAGACUGUGAUAGAAGAUCAAUAGUCACACUUGUUAGAAAGAAUAUCUAUUGAGAAAAAUUAAAUAUUAGAGGCUGUGAAUGCCACUGUUCAAUUUCUAGAGGAUAAGGUUAAUAAAUUAGAUGAGGAUUGCACAAAUAAAUUUAGGAUAUUUAGAGAAGUGAUUGAAGAAAAUCAAUUAGUAAUAGUUGAAAAAACCAAACUUAUUCUUGAUUAAAAUGAGUCCUAUUAAUAAACUCAAAUGAAAGGUUUAAAGUUGAUGGCUGAAAGUAUUCAGGACUUAAAACAAUAAUAGCAAUUCAUUAAGGAAGAUCAUUAGAAUCAAAUCAAAGAAGUAAAUUAAACUGUUGAAAACACUAGAUAAGAUCUCCAAUAAAUAAGUAUUAAUAUUAAAGAUCUGGAUGAAAUCCAGACUUAGCACAAAGGUCUAUUGGAGGAAAUUCAAACUGAUAUUGAUAUACUCAAAAAGGAGAAUGAGACUAUUAUGAUCAAAUAGUAAGACAUAGAUAAGAAUGUCGAAUUAUUAAAUGAUUAACAAAAAAAGAUCCAAAAUACUUUUUAGAUACUCACCUAAAGUGUGGAAUCUGUGAAUGAUAAGACAAUAACUAUUGGAGAACGAGUAGAUGCUAUCAAUACUAAUUUUCAAUAAUUAUAAGAGGAACUCAAGAUGGUCGAUUAAAAAAAUUCGAAAUUAGAAGGAGACUUAGAGGAUUCAAAUCUUAAGAUUAACAAUGAAAUCAAGAAUAUUGAAAUUAGAUUGGAAGAGUCGUAGAAAACGGCUGCUUCUAUGUAGGAUUCUAUGAGACAAAAUGAUGAUCUAGACAAAAAGUAAAGUCUAGAGAUUGAUGAAUUAUAGAGAUCAGUCAACAAUUUACAAGAGAGACUUAAAUAAUUGGCUCAAUUACCUGUCUGA
Molecule: messenger RNA, 1818 nt
Organism: Paramecium tetraurelia
Lineage: Eukaryota; Ciliophora; Oligohymenophorea; Peniculida; Parameciidae
Exons: 3
Source: RefSeq, a predicted model, not a curated record